Messenger RNA from Salarias fasciatus (jewelled blenny), 1485 nucleotides. It is a transcript of the gene osgep, whose product is annotated as O-sialoglycoprotein endopeptidase. Lineage: Eukaryota; Metazoa; Chordata; Actinopteri; Blenniiformes; Blenniidae. The transcript is spliced from 12 exons. The record is from RefSeq and is a predicted model, not a curated record. Gene Ontology annotation, cellular component: EKC/KEOPS complex; cytoplasm. The coding region runs from base 133 to 1140 and encodes 335 amino acids. Gene Ontology annotation, biological process: tRNA threonylcarbamoyladenosine modification.
UGUUUGGGUCCUUCGGGCUUCGUAUGGCGCUACACAAGCUAGCAUCAGCUUAACAUUUUGCUCUCAAAAUCAAAGUGGUUCUUUUUUUUAAAUGAAUGUGAAGCACAGCGGAGGAGUAACAAGCAAGCUGCCAUGACUGUCGUGAUCGGGUUCGAGGGCAGUGCCAACAAGAUCGGCAUCGGGAUCAUCAGAGAUGGUGAAGUGCUCUCCAAUCCGAGACGGACCUACAUCACACCCCCCGGUCAAGGGUUCAUGCCCAGCGACACCGCCAAACACCACCGAGCGGUCAUCCUGACGGUCCUGCAGGAGGCGCUGGACGAGGCAGGGCUCAAGCCCGCAGAUAUCGACUGUGUGGCGUACACCAAAGGUCCAGGGAUGGGCGCCCCCCUGGUCACGGUGGCUCUGGUGGCCCGGACCGUGGCGCAGCUCUGGGGGAAGCCGCUCCUCGGGGUCAACCACUGCAUCGGACACAUCGAGAUGGGCCGGCUCAUCACCAAGGCCAACAACCCCACCGUGCUGUAUGUCAGCGGGGGAAACACACAGGUUAUAGCAUACUCAGAACGGCGGUACAGAAUAUUUGGAGAGACCAUUGACAUCGCCGUUGGAAACUGUUUGGAUCGAUUUGCCAGAGUCAUCAAGAUCUCCAACGACCCCAGUCCAGGAUACAACAUCGAGCAGAUGGCGAAGAAGGGGAGUCAGUACGUGGAGUUACCGUACACCGUGAAAGGAAUGGACGUCUCCUUUUCUGGAAUUUUAUCCUAUAUUGAGGACGCUGCUCACAAGAUGCUGAGCUCUGGGCAGUGCACGGCAGAGGAUCUGUGCUUCUCACUGCAGGAGACGGUGUUCUCCAUGCUGGUGGAGAUCACAGAGCGAGCCAUGGCUCACUGCGGCUCACAGGAAGUCCUCAUCGUCGGGGGCGUUGGAUGUAACCUGCGCCUGCAGGAGAUGAUGGGGGUGAUGUGUGAGGAGCGAGGAGCCAAGCUGUUCGCCACAGAUGAACGAUUCUGCAUCGACAACGGAGCGAUGAUCGCUCAGGCCGGCUGGGAGAUGUUUCGCUCCGGUCACGUGACCGAGCUGGAGGAUUCAUGGAUCACGCAAAGGUACAGAACAGAUGAAGUGGAAGUGACGUGGAGGGACUGACUGCACCGACCGCAGAGGGAAAUCUGGAGUUUCUACGCUGACAAAGUGACACAUUUUGCUUUCUUAGCAGGAUUUUUCAUGUUUUUUUUUGUAUCAUCAGAGACUAAAGGGUUAUUUUUUUAACUAGACAUGUUGUGAAGAAGACCAUAAACAUAAACCCAUGAAGAAACUGAACAGAACAUGCUACAACUUUGAUUUCUGACUGUUCAAACGAGAAUUAUCUUUCCCAGCAUGGACAUCGAUUGGUUCUGGUCUUCUCGCGGGAUUUGUAACGUGUUCCAGCUGAACUGUGCGAGAAUAAAGACAGCCUUCAUCAUCUCAAGUUUAUUUUUAUUAACCAAUACU